UCUGGGAAGCAGGCUCUCCCCCGCGGGAGAUGCCACACAGAUAGCGGUGCGCUUGAUCUGAAGAGUAAACUAGGGAGCCGGUGGCAGAGCUGGGUUGAUGGGAGGCUUGGCAGCGAAGUUUCUCCUUGGACCAAGAUGACUGAUGGAAACCUUUCCGGCUCUACAAAUGGCGUGGCCUUGAUGGGCAUCCUGGAUGGUCGGCCAGGAAACCACAUUCAGAACCUGCAACACUUGAAUCUCAAGGCGCCCAGAUCCCUCUUGCUGCCGGAGUAUGGGUCCAAGCUGAAACACGGGGCUCUAGACCAGCACAGCCUGCAGUCUGUGGACUCAGGCAUUCCUACCCUAGAGAUCGGCAACCCGGAGCCUGUCCCCUGCAGCGUGGUCCAUGUGAAGAGGAAACAGUCUGAGUCGGAGAUAGUCCCUGAGCGGGCCUGCCAGAGCGCAUGCCCGCUGCCGUCCUACGCACCACCACCUCCCACCAGCGCCGAGCGGGAGCAGAGUGUGCGCAAGUCCUCCACGUUCCCCAGGACGGGCUAUGACUCGGUGAAGCUCUACAGCCCCACCUCCAAAGCCCUGAACCGCAGUGAUGACGUCUCCGUCUGCAGCGUGUCCAGUCUCGGCACAGAGCUGUCCACCACCCUGUCCGUCAGUAAUGAGGACAUCCUGGACCUCAUGGUCACGAGCAGCUCCAGUGCCAUCGUGACCCUGGAGAAUGACGAUGACCCGCAGUUUACUGAUGUCACCUUGAGCUCCAUCAAGGAAACCCAUGACCUACACCAGCAGGACUGUGUUGAUGAAAUUGCAGAGGGAAGUAAAUUGAAAAAAUUGGGACCAUUUAGUAACUUCUUUACAAGGAACUUGCUUACUAGAAAACAAAAUGCAAGACUUGACAAACAAAAUGACUUGGGAUGGAAGUUAUUUGGAAAAAUACCACUCCGAGAGAAUGCUCAGAAAGAGUCAAAGAAAGUACAAAAGGAAUAUGAAGACCAGGCUGGACGAGCUAGCAGGCCACCCUCCCCAAAGCAGAAUGUGAGGAAGAAUCUGGACUUCGAGCCGCUUUCCACCACCGCACUCAUCCUGGAGGACAGACCAGCAAAUCUCCCGGCGAAGCCAGCUGAAGAAGCUCAGAAGCACAGGCAGCAGUAUGAAGAAAUGGUGGUCCAGGCCAAAAAGCGAGAGCUGAAGGAAGCCCAGCGGAGAAAGAAGCAGCUGGAAGAAAGAUGCCGGCAGGAAGAAAGCAUCGGGAAUGCUGUCCUGACUUGGAAUAAUGAGAUUUUGCCUAACUGGGAAACCAUGUGGUGCUCUAGAAAAGUCCGGGACCUGUGGUGGCAGGGGAUCCCUCCCAGUGUGAGAGGCAAAGUUUGGAGCUUAGCCAUUGGCAACGAGUUAAACAUCACCCACGAGCUCUUCCACAUCUGCCUCGCCCGAGCCAAGGAGAGGUGGCGGUGCUUCAGCGCGGGCGGCCCCGACGUGGACAGUGAAGAUGCCGGGUUCUCAACAGCCAACAGAGAAGCCAGUCUGGAGCUGAUUAAACUGGACAUUUCUAGAACAUUCCCUAACCUCUGCAUUUUCCAGCAGGGCGGCCCCUAUCAUGACAUGUUGCACAGUGUGCUGGGCGCUUAUACUUGUUACCGACCGGAUGUGGGCUAUGUGCAGGGCAUGUCCUUCAUCGCCGCAGUGCUGAUCCUGAACUUAGAUACUGCAGAUGCCUUCAUUGCGUUUUCUAAUCUUUUGAAUAAACCCUGUCAAAUGGCGUUUUUCCGAGUGGACCACGGCCUUAUGUUGACUUAUUUUGCUGCAUUUGAGGUAUUCUUUGAAGAAAAUUUGCCGAAAUUAUUUACUCAUUUCAAGAAAAACAGCUUAACUCCAGACAUCUACCUAAUCGAUUGGAUCUUUACCUUGUACAGUAAGUCUCUGCCCCUCGACCUGGCCUGCCGCAUCUGGGACGUGUUCUGCCGAGAUGGGGAGGAGUUCCUGUUCCGCACGGCCCUGGGCAUCCUGAGGCUGUUCGAGGACAUCCUGACCAGGAUGGACUUCAUCCACGUCGCCCAGUUCCUCACCAGGCUGCCCGAGGACCUGCCCGCAGAUGAGGUUUUUGCCUCCAUCGCUGCAGUUCAGAUGCAGAGUCGCAACAAGAAGUGGGCUCAGGUGCUGACGGCAUUGCAGAAGGACAGCCGGGAGAUGGAGAAAGGAAGCCCGUCGCUCAGACACUGAGGCGGCAGGCGGACUCGCGCUCGGCACCGGAGCAGAGCUGCCAGCGCACCCGUGCUGUUUGGGGCGGACAUACUGGCAGCUGAGAAUGGGGGCUGUUUUCCUGUUUGGUUCCUGGUACUGCAGUUGGCCUUAAAACAAACCAAACUUUUAAAGGAUUAAACCAAGGCAUAGCCUUAAGAAGCUCGGUGGAAUGAUGACCUAGUAUUGACAUGGCAACCACUGCACACUGCAUGGUUUAAAAGUAGGGCGGCGGCUCUCUCCCCUUUUCCAGCAAACAUAAUUAAAUUGCGCUGCUUCUAUGUCA
Myotis brandtii (Brandt's bat) is the source of this 2518-nucleotide messenger RNA. RefSeq names its product TBC1 domain family, member 14 (gene TBC1D14). The record is from RefSeq and is a predicted model, not a curated record. The coding region runs from base 136 to 2214 and encodes 692 amino acids. NCBI's taxonomy places the organism in Eukaryota, Metazoa, Chordata, Mammalia, Chiroptera, Vespertilionidae. The transcript is spliced from 14 exons.